AUGCGUGGGCUCAACCUCUCUCGCCUUGCGGCGCGCGGGCGUGCCUCCGAGGGCUCCUUCUUCAAGGACCAGCAGCAGCAGCAAGCAUCCAAGCUGCGCGCCUCCCUCUCCCCUGCCGACAUCGCAUCAGCGAAAUCCGCCCCGACUCCUCCGCCAUCCGUCGACACCCUAGCCGAAAUCUCCGGCCACUCCGCCUACCGCACGCUUCUCAAGCAACCGCGGGCCCCCCCGACGGCCCAAAAGCCCCGCCCGCUGUUCAAUCGCCUCGCGUCCGCCGCCGCGGCCUUCGAGCGCAAGCCGAGACCCGCGCCCAAGGUCGCCGAUCCGCACGUGCUCAGGGCCUUGGGCAGCUCCAGGCUUAAUAUUUACUCGUCACUUCCGAAGCAGACGGCCAUGCCCCUGCCUGGCGCGGAGCGGUACGGGGACGGAGCUGUGCUUGGCAUGGCCUCGUUUGGCGUCGCCACUUCGUUUGUGGCUGCUGUGGGCCUGGCAGGCGGGCUCUACGUGUAUUUUAGCCCCACGGCGGUGCAGACGAUGCGCGAGCGCUCGGUCGCGUUUGGGGCCGCCGUUGACGCCAGUCUGGGCCCCAGGCUUCGUAGGUUCAAAGAGAGGGUGCAAAGCAGAGGGGCCGUGAUUUCAGAGGAUGCCGACACCCGCGCGAGAAAGAUUGCGGCGAGUAUCGUCAAGAUGCCGCCGCAACGGGGAGAAAAGUUACGAGAGCGGGGCGGUGAUUCGGCAGCGUCGGCGUGAUCUCGUGCCGGCUUAGUGCGUGGGUCGCAGUCUUUACCUAUUGUGGAAUGCUUGUCUGGGGCCGCAUACUGCGUCUUCGUUUGCUUGCUUGCAUGAAUGCAUGUGGUGCCGUAGAUACCGUACAUUGUUGACAUAACAUCUGCUCUCAUAGAAGCCUGAAGGGCAGUUAGUGGGGUAGUGCCUUAUUUUGUUUCUCUCAUGCCCUUUGGUCCGUAGAGUCAGCCCUUAUUUAUCUGUAGAAUCAAGAUCUGCUGCUGCACGCGGCAACAGGUUGUGCCAAAGCUUGUCCCUCUUUUAUUCGGAAUCCCUCAUUGUUAUGCUCCGUUCUGUAAAUGAAAUUGCAUUCUGAACAACUUCGAAUGAAACCUUA
Messenger RNA from Chondrus crispus (carragheen), 1120 nucleotides. RefSeq lists its product as hypothetical. The record is from RefSeq and is a predicted model, not a curated record. NCBI's taxonomy places the organism in Eukaryota, Rhodophyta, Florideophyceae, Gigartinales, Gigartinaceae. The transcript is spliced from 2 exons. The coding region runs from base 1 to 750 and encodes 249 amino acids.